Molecule: messenger RNA, 2139 nt
Organism: Naegleria fowleri
Lineage: Eukaryota; Heterolobosea; Eutetramitea; Acrasida; Naegleriidae
Exons: 1
Coding region: 1-2139 (712 amino acids)
Molecular function (GO): protein binding
Source: RefSeq, a predicted model, not a curated record
AUGCACCAUCCUAAAAAGUUGUACGAUAAAUCUCUCUUAUUUGACCAUUUCCAAUCCAAUUCACUCGAUCCAACGAGUUCCAAACGAAAAUCACAAUCAUCCGAACAUUUAGAUUUGAUUCUGCAAGCUUCUUUGAAUCAAUUGAGUCGAAUAUUGAAAAAGAAAUAUUUUUCAUCUGCUUCUUCUUCAUCGUUGAUUGCUUCCGGUUCACAGCAGCAUCAUGGUGAAUUCACAAACCAAAAACAUGGAGAUUUGACAACACAAAAGUGGCUGACAGGUCCUCAAGUGGUGGAAUAUGUCACUAAUCAAUUAAUAUUUCCUCAAUGCCUGAACUGUUCGUUGGUGCAUUUGGCAGCUCGAUAUAAUAAGGUGGAUAUUCUUCAUUGGUUGCAAUCGUGUUGUUGUGAUGAAAAGUGCUCCCAUCAUCAUCUUAACAACUCAAAUUCCCUUUCUCUGUUGUCCUCCCUUCAAAACAGUUCACAAGAAGAGUCACACCUCAACGAUGCCAGAUGUCAAAGUCAGCACUCGAAAGAAUGUCUUCUCAGACAAGAACAUUUAUGGUCUCUCCACGACUUGAAUAAUGCUACUCCGUUAUUUUACGCGUGCUUGGGUUCAAAGACCAGUGACCUUUCAAAUGUCAACUGUUCGGAUCAUUCCCUCAACGCUCUAGAUCCAGCCCAGACCAACCAAAACUCUUCAGGAUUGCAAAACAUGGACAUGGCCAUUGCUGACCAUGAAAGUGUUGUCUUUUUAUUGAGUCAACCUAUAGUGAAGGAAAAACAAUUGAACUAUCAUUUAGAUUCUCAUGGAAAUCAGCCAAUUGUCAUUGCGUUAAGAAAAAGAGAUUACGCAUUGUGUGAUUUAUUGAUCUUAUUUGGAGCAACACUCAAUGUAACCGUUGGGUUAGGCAUUGGUAUCAGUGAAUCACUUCUUCAUUUUGCCAUGAGAGAACGAGAUUUAAAACUUGUUCGAUAUAUUGGUUCACAAAGUCAAAAAACAAUUUUAAAGAGAAAUCAACGAGAUGAAAAUGCCUUAUUCGCAUGUCUUAGAGAUUUCAGAUCCAAUCAACACAACAGUUCAGGAAGAGUGAAUUCCAAUCUUUCCAUGCAUGCAGAAUUCUUUAAAGAAAUUCUCCAACAAGGUCCAUCUAUUUUUGGAAAUGAACAUUUCCACAAGGCACUCUUGUUGAAGAAUUCAUUUGGUCGAAAUUUACUGCAUGAAGCCAUUGUGUUGAAUGAUUUGGAAUGUAUGAAGGCUCUGUGUCAUUAUUUGGUGCUUUCCAAUCAACAGGUGUCUUCAAAUUCCUCGACGCCAGUGUCACAUUUCUCUCCGUCCGAAUUUUCUGACAGUUCCCUAUCUCUAAAUACCAAUUCGAGCUCUAGUAUACAAUCUAUUUCUCCAAAACUAGGAGCAACAAUUAAUAAGGGAAGGUCACCACGACCGAACCAGUCCUCACCGAACUUACUGGAAGCAAUGACAUUUGAUAUGGACAAGCAAGGAAACACCAUUUUACAUUCCAUGACACUUUCAGUCAUUAUGAACACUUCCUCACCAUUGGAUGAUUUCAUGUGGCUAUUCGAUGGCUUGCGUUGGAUUCUCUCAUGGAUGGAAAACACUUUUAAACCUUCCUUAUUAGAUUCUCCUUCAAGUUCACAUCCACCCAUUUCUAACUUUGCUCUCAAUGUUCGAAAUCAAGAACAUUUCACCAUUAUUGACCUCGUCCAUCAAGCUAGAAAAAAUAGCAACGACAAGAGCGAUUGGGCUCUCUCCGUUCUUUCUGAAAAAUUGAAAGAAACGUUCAAAAAGUGGAAAGAAAUGGAUUCUUCCGUUUGUUAUCAAACUGGCGUUGACCAAGAAGAAAGUGAUCAUUCAACAAUUUCCUAUUCUGUCUUGUCUACUGUUUCAUCGUCGAGUUCAAUGAUGAUGAAUGUAGCAGGAAAUGGCUCUCUGAGUGCAUUGUCGAUGAGUGAUUCCAAUUUGCCUUCUGUGAGUACAAGUUCGAAUGUUAAUCAUCACACAUCAGAGAAUCGAAUGGGUUCGCCUUUGGGAUCGAAAAAGUCCUUCUUGGAAUUCUUUAAAAAGUUCAAAAAACCAAAACAUGUAAUGCCUGCUUCGACACCUUCAUCCAAUGAUGAAUAA